Messenger RNA from Gossypium arboreum, 894 nucleotides. Its product is annotated as transcription factor DYT1. Gene Ontology annotation, molecular function: sequence-specific DNA binding; DNA-binding transcription factor activity; protein dimerization activity. The record is from RefSeq and is a predicted model, not a curated record. NCBI's taxonomy places the organism in Eukaryota, Viridiplantae, Streptophyta, Magnoliopsida, Malvales, Malvaceae. Gene Ontology annotation, cellular component: nucleus. The transcript is spliced from 4 exons. The coding region runs from base 47 to 718 and encodes 223 amino acids. Gene Ontology annotation, biological process: regulation of DNA-templated transcription.
CUACUCUCCAUUGUUUUCAACCUUCCAAAAUAUCCAAAAACACUCCAUGGACAUGGAAUUCCUAAAGUCCGAGCUAAACGAACUAGCCAUAACCGAUCACCAAAGACUUACCGGCGGAAGGAUGGGCCGAAGAAAACUCGAAGACGACGACGACAACAACAACAAGGAAUUCAAAUCCAAAAACCUUCAAGCCGAGAGACGUAGGAGACAGAAACUUAGUGACCGGCUCCUUACACUGCGCUCACUUGUCCCAAUCAUUACAAAUAUGAACAAAGCAACGAUAAUCGAUGAUGCAAUCACUUACAUUCAGGAAUUACAAAAGACAUCACAAGUUCUGAGUGAACAACUGCUCGAAAUGGAAGGAUCGUCUGAAGAAAGUGUAAUGCCGAUGAAACUCGAAAUCGAUGUUGCACAACAUGAUAUGAAGAAAUGUGGGAUAAAGGAAGAAGUUAAGGUGAGCAACAUUGAUGGGAACAAGUUUUUGAUAAAGAUUAUAGUUGAGAAGAAAAGGGGUUGCUUUACUCAAUUGGUAGAAGCCAUGAAUUAUCUUGGGUUUGAGCUUAGUGAAACCAAUGUCACCACUUUCAGUGGUGCAAUGCUUUUUUCAUCCUGUGUACAAGGAAAAUAUGGGGAUACUCUCAUGGUUGAACACAUUGAGGAAUUGUUGUCAGAGAUGAUGAAGAGCAUGAAAAAAAUUCCCAAUCUACCAUUGAAUUAGGGAACACAAAUUGAAGAAUAUAAUAGUUUUAUAUAGCUUUAUAUAUCCAAUAAAUAUACUGAAUUAUAGCAGCACUAAUAUGAUUUGAAGAAUCUUAAUUGAUUUAUAGUUUUAUGGUUUGAUUUUUGUUAUUUUUAAAGGAUUUAAUGAAAUUUUAUCAAUAAAUUAUAAACAAA